AGGUGUAUGUCGAGAAAAAAGCGUUUACAAACAACAGCAGCAACAAGAUCAAAUCAAAUUUGAUGUUUACGCUAUGCGAGAUAAUCGUCCAGAAUCUGGAAAUGGAAAUAAUAGUCUUUCUAAAUGUGACGAACGCGCGUUAUCGUUAUUGAUCCUGAAAUUAAUACAGAAGAAUGUUAAACAAGAAUCUGAAAAUGUCACCUAUAAAGUAUUGGAAACUUUUCAAGAAAUAUGA
Ambispora gerdemannii is the source of this 235-nucleotide messenger RNA. The record is from the annotation of a GenBank genome assembly. Lineage: Eukaryota; Fungi; Glomeromycota; Glomeromycetes; Archaeosporales; Ambisporaceae.